ACGUUAUUUUUUUUUCCCCUCCUCGUAUGGUUCAGAGCUACUUGAGGCACGGUCCAACUCAGGCGUUCGGCGUCGUCUGCAGCUCGUCUUCCAACUCGCUAUACGACGGUAAACUGGCCUAUGUACCUGCCCUUGAAGAUGUUUUGGUCUGGGAUGUUAAGAAGGGUCAAAUGUUAGCAAUGUGGCAUGAAACUGGCCAUCGAUCGGAAGUCACUUGCAUCCACCGUUCACCCAAACAAAAUAUUUUCGCAGUGGGAUAUGCCGAUGGCUCCAUACGGUUGUGGGACUCCUCAGGGUUCGUUGUCACAACAUUCAAUGGCCACAAGAAAGCGGUCACUGCACUUGCUUUCAACGAGCAGGGAACCCAUCUGGCUUCUGGGUCGCAAGACACUGACCUCAUUAUAUGGGAUGUGGUAGGAGAGGCCGGAUUAUACAGGCUCCGAGGACAUCGAGACCAGAUUACUUGUAUCAAGUUUUUGCCCGUAUUCAGCGACAUUCCCUCGACUUCCGCGUCCUCCGUGUUCGGUAUGUUACUCACAACCUCAAAGGAUACUUUUAUGAAGCUCUGGGACUUGUCUACACAACAUUGCCUGCAGACCAUUGUUGCCCACCGGUCUGAUGUAUGGUCAAUGGAUAUCGAUAUUGACCAAAAUUUAAUAUUUACCGGAAGUGGCGACGGCGAAGUGAAGGCCUGGAAAUUUGACAGAGAGGUCAUAUUCAGCGGUUUGAAAGAAAGUGAUACAGGAGAGAUUGCAAGAGCAAUUGAAACCGUCGCGGCUCUCCCACUCUCCUCGAAGCAUCGCGUAUCCCAAAUCUCUUUUCACCCUACACAACCCUUUCUUGCCGUUCAAUCCCACGACCGGUCAGUUGAAAUAUUCAAAAUCCGGACGGAGGAAGAAAUUCGUAAGAAGCAACUCAGACGGAAAAAAAGGGCUAAAGAGAAAAAAGAAAAGGCCCGCAAAACUGAGGACAACAAAAAGGAUGACAAGGAACCUGAAGAGGUUGAGAUCGGGCUCGUUGAGUUAUUUACACCUUAUGCGGUCGUUCGCGGAAGCGGAAAGAUUAGGUCGUUUGACUUUGGUCCUGGCGACAGUACAACAAAGUCUGGCAUACAGAUCUUUACCGCAUUGUCCUCCAAUGCAAUAGAAGUGUAUUCGAUACCACUUCCAGCCAAAUCAAAAGAGUCACCAGAACCUAGUCGAAUUCACACUGUUGACCUGCCUGGCCACCGCGCAGAUGUACGCACAUUGUGUCUGAGUUCUGAUGAUCAAUUACUCGCUUCAGCAUCCAACGGAUCCCUAAAAAUCUGGAAUUUGAAGUCAACUGCAUGCAUCCGCACGAUGGAAUGCGGAUCAGCCGUAUCCAGCACCUUCCUACCUGGUGACCGACAUGUCGCUAUUGGGACGAAAUCGGGAGAGAUCCUCAUUUUUGACAUCUCCUCCUCCUCCUUGAUAGAGAGCGUGUUGGCGCAUUCUGGAACUGUUUGGUCCCUCCAUGUUCGAGCUGACGGUCUUGCAAUGGUCAGCGGAAGCGCGGACAAGGAAGUCAAGUUCUGGGAGUUCCACCACAAGGACGCGGACAAUGAGAGCAACCAAAGUGGUCGACUGUUGUCGUUGCUUCAUUACAGGACACUCAAGAUGACAGAUGAUGUGCUAUCUGUGAGAUAUAGCGCGAACAACAAAUUCAUCGCUGUAGCCCUCCUGGACUCAACGGUCAAAGUCUUCUAUCAAGAUUCACUGAAGUUCUUCCUGUCACUCUACGGACAUAAGCUUCCUGUUCUCUCCAUGGAUAUCUCGUCCGAUUCAAAGCUCAUUGUCACCUGCUCCGCAGACAAGAACGUUAAAAUCUGGGGUCUCGAUUUUGGUGACUGCCACAAGUCCAUUUUUGCUCAUGAUGAGAGUGUGAUGCAGGUUGCCUUUGAGAAAGACUCCCAUUACUUUUGGACGGCUGGCAAAGACAAGAUGGUGAAGUACUGGGAUGGAGACAAGUUUGAGAAUAUUCAGCGACUUGAAGGACACCACGGGGAGAUUUGGGCUCUUGCCUUGAGCCACCAUGGCAAUUUCGUUGUCACCGGCUCACACGACAAGUCUAUUCGUGUCUGGGAAAAAUUAGAUGAACCUCUAUUCCUAGAAGAGGAACGAGAAAAGGAGCUGGAGGAGAUCUACGAACGGGGAAUUGCCGAUACUGCCGCUUCGGCUGAGACUACUGCCGAGAUGACCGGCGUGAGCAAGCAAACGACGGAGACGGUUACGGCUGGGGAGCGGAUUAUCGAAGCUUUAGAUCUGGCGGACGGAGAGCGCGAAACGUAUGAAGAAACGCUUGAGGGGUUGCAGCCUCCUCCACGCAACCCGGUCCUCGCCGCUUAUGACCUCGAACCGGAGGCUUACGUGCUUCGUGUUGUUGAAAAGGUUCCUAGCACAGCGCUGGAGGACGCACUGCUGGUACUGCCUUUCGGAAAAGUUAUCUCCUUGAUGAACUACCUCAACAUCUGGUCGCUCAAGCAAUGGAAUAUCCCACUCGUGUCACGUAUCACAUUCUUCUUGUUGAAAACACACCACCAUCAGAUUGUCGCCAAUCGCAUCAUGAGAACAUCGCUCAUACCCUUGCGCAAGCAUCUCCGCCUUGCUUUGCAGCGUCAGAAAGAGAUGGUAGGAUAUAAUCUCGCCGCACUCCAAUACCUGCGCCAGCGCAAUGCGCACGAGAGUACAGCUACGUUCUUCGACGAGGAGACGGUUCGAGCGAAGAUCUCCGAGGUCAAGAAGAGGAAGAGGGUGCUAUAAACAUACAAAGCGAGAUCGAUUGGCCUUUUUCAUGAUGAGCUGAGAAAAGCGGAGAACUAUACCACUUACCAGACUGUUUCCAAGAACGGAAGAAGAGCUGGCCUCAUUUGGACAUCUUCAAUGCGGCCUGCAUCCAAGUCUGACAGAGCGGCGAACGCCGCUUUUGUCAGAUCGACGUGCCUGGACCCUUUGGCACACCCAGCACAAGUAUCCACCACCCUCACAAAGACGCAUUUUUUAGACUACUCACACUCGAGAAACUUGAAACACUGCGGCCUAUCGGUCCAUCCCUCGAGAGUCACAGCACAAACGAAUGAUUCAUCCUAAAAA
Molecule: messenger RNA, 3110 nt
Organism: Marasmius oreades (fairy-ring Marasmius)
Lineage: Eukaryota; Fungi; Basidiomycota; Agaricomycetes; Agaricales; Marasmiaceae
Exons: 15
Coding region: 27-2780 (917 amino acids)
Biological process (GO): maturation of SSU-rRNA
Cellular component (GO): Pwp2p-containing subcomplex of 90S preribosome; small-subunit processome
Molecular function (GO): protein binding; snoRNA binding
Source: RefSeq, a predicted model, not a curated record